Adineta ricciae is the source of this 1029-nucleotide messenger RNA. Lineage: Eukaryota; Metazoa; Rotifera; Eurotatoria; Adinetida; Adinetidae. The record is from the annotation of a GenBank genome assembly.
AUGUCAGUUCCAUCGACAAAUCCUAUUAACGGUUUGAUUGAAGGAUUCUAUUGGUCUGCUUCCAACGCAGUCAAUAACGAAUAUGAUUUCUUCACAAAGAAGCAACGCGAUCAAUUGGUCUCCUCAAUGAAUGAAGGAGUCAAUUAUUAUUUUUAUUGCCCACAAGAUCGUGAAGAUGAUUCGUUCACAAUGCGACCAUGGAAUACGCAGAAAUUAAUUGAUUGGUCUGAUACCAUAUCCAGAGCGUCGAAUAUUUCUUUUGUCAUCGGCUUACGACCACGUUGGAUCGACACUGUUCAAUCUUCUUUCGAAUCGAUCAAAUUAAUCUUAAAUCAAUUAGCAUCAAUCGGCAUUCGGUAUUAUAUCUUAUGUUGGGACGAUGCAUCAGGUGCUGGUACAGAUUCUCAAAUGAUAUUGCAGAGAGAUCUUAUUCAUGCACUUGUUCGAGAAGUGACCAACAUAGAAUUGAUCGGUAUUAUUCCUGCUUUCUAUGCUCGAUCUCAAGUAGCUGAUGCGACGAAUGUUGUUUGGGCAGAAAAACUUUCAAUUUUAAAUCAAAUAUCAAGUAAAAUUCGAUUUUUUGUCACUGGAUUGACUGUGGUUCCAUCAUCUAUUCAAAUCACAGAUAUUCCGCCGUUAGAAAAUCGUCAGUUUAUUUUUUUCGAUAAUUGGAUUGCGGUGGACUCGAAUUCUAAAGUAACGAUGACUUGGCCACCGAAUCGUCAUCCGGAUAUUUACAAAGGAAGUCAAUCAGUUUCAGGUUCGGUUUUGAAUUUAGCAUUUCCACCGGAAAGAAUUAUCCAUCAAAUUUAUGCUCUGAAACAACGAAUUAAUAACACGUAUUCAAAUAUCAACGCAAAUCAAGCUGCUGAAUCCUGGGCGACUUAUCUCAUAUCAAAUACUUUUUAUGAAUCAAAUGCUUUCGAACGAUUGCAAAGUGACUUACAAUCAUUGAUUGAUCAUGGUUAUGAAACAAACUCAGAAAUUCUUCAACAUUAUCCACUACUAAAAAGAAUCUUUACAAAUUAG